This is a messenger RNA of Purpureocillium lilacinum, 2556 nucleotides long. RefSeq lists its product as uncharacterized. NCBI's taxonomy places the organism in Eukaryota, Fungi, Ascomycota, Sordariomycetes, Hypocreales, Ophiocordycipitaceae. The record is from RefSeq and is a predicted model, not a curated record.
AUGACUGUCGCCGGAGCGUCGACUGCUAUGUCGGCUUUAGCUACCAGGAGCUUGUCCGUUCUCAUUGUCCUGUUGGUUCUUCUCGGCGCGGCCUUCCACGGCGUUCUCCGCCACCCGGAUCCUCACCGAUGCCGGCAACUUCUCGAGGAUGGCAGCUGGCUCGAGCCGCUCGAUGUCAAUGGCACGCGGGCGCCGUUCAAGAACUGGCAGCCUCGAGGCUGUAAGCUUCGACAGUACUCCAAGGAGGACAUUCACCAGUGCAUGGAGCACCGCCACAUGGUCUUCUCAGGGGAUUCCACCACCCGCCAGGUCUUCUGGGCCAUGGGUCGCCUGCUGGACAGGGACAAGGCCAACGAACGCCGCCGCGCGGCUGGCAUCCACGAGAGCUACGACAUGGAGUUUGAUGGCAUCCGCAUGUUGCAGAUCUGGAACCCCUUCCUCCAGGUCGGCGAAGAGACCAAGGAACAGCACGACUUGACGUAUCAACUCAACCUGUGGCAGGAGGAGAAGCAUAACAACGUCCCGGUUGCCGACCAGAAGAGCGCCGCCCUCGUUCUUCUCGGCUUCGGUAGCUGGUAUGCCCUGACCAUGUUCCACGACGACGCUGUCGGCAACUUUUCCGAGGCGUUCCUCAAGGUCACCGACGUCAUGAAGACGAGCGACUUGCCGCCGUUUGGCUCUACACCCAUGGUGUCACGAGAUGGCCUGGGUAACGAGGUUUUUGUCGCCCCCGUCGCCCCUCCGUUUUACGACAAGCUGCCGCCGUACCGAACUGGUCCCAAGGGCGUUCACGAAGGUGAAGUCGAGGAUAUUGACAGGUUUCUCGACAGCGUCGCCGACGAGAAGCGAAUUCCCCUACUACGAGCUUACCCUGCCCUCUCUCGAGACCAGCCUGCGGUCAUGGUUGAUAUUGCCGACACGGGGUUCCAUGUCAUCGAUUCAGUUGCCGAGGUCAAGGCGACGAUCCUGCUCAACGCUCGCUGCAACGCCAAGCUCCACGCCCUCAACGGCUUCCCCUACGACGGCACAUGCUGCACCGACUACGGCCGCACCACGUUUGUACAGUCUGUACUGCUCGGUUUGGGCGUCCUGUACGUUGCAACCUGCAUCGUCUUGGAGGUCUUCGACAUGCUGGGUCGCAACGUCGGCAGGCCAUUUUUCGACAUGAGCGCAUGCAUGUUCGUCACGGCGCUGCUGGCUUGCUUUCUUGCGGACCGCACUCAGGUGUUUGCAAAGGGCAGCAAGGAGUACGUCGCUAGCGAGUUUGCCAUCCUUUCUUUUCUGGCUGCAGUUGCGGGUGUCGUCACCAUACGAAGAAUGAGCCCUCCGCGGUCCAACUCAUCCACUCCGCCCGCCGCGCUGGAAGAUGCGCCGCCCCUCUCUCGAGACCAGACCGACGAGUGGAAGGGAUGGAUGCAAGCCGCAAUCCUAAUAUACCACUGGACCGGCGCGUCCAGAUCCCUCCCGAUAUACAUCUGCAUUCGCCUCAUGGUGGCCGCGUAUCUCUUCCAGGUCGGCUACGGGCACACCGUCUACUUCCUUACCAAGAAGGACUUUUCCUUCAAGCGCGUGGCGGCUGUUUUGCUGCGGCUAAAUCUGUUGAGCUGCGCUCUGCCGUACGUCAUGAACACCACUUAUAUGCUGUACUACUUUGCACCCCUCGUCAGCUUCUGGUUCGCCAUUGUAUACGCUACCCUGGCCAUCGGGUCCGGCUACAAUGACACGAGCAACGCCGUCAUCGCCAAGAUAGUCAUGUCAGCGUUCGCUGUUGCGUCCGUCUUCUUGUUCACGCCGCUGUCAUCGUGGGUUUUUGCCAUCUUGCGCUCCGUCUUCCGAAUCGACUGGGACCUCCAUGAGUGGCAGUUCCGCGUGUCCCUCGACAUCCUCAUCGUCUAUGUCGGCAUGCUUGCGGGUAUGGCGUCAGUGCGGAGCAAGCUCUGGAACCGGUUGCUGGUUGGGACCAAGUUUUCUGGGUUCAUCGGGCUGGUCAUCAUGGCUGGGUACUGGUAUCUGAGCAACGGACACUUUGCGGUGAAGCAAGACUACAACUGGUGGCACCCUUACGCCUCGUUUGCCCCGAUAAUAGCCUUUAUCGCAGCUCGCAACAUCGCUGCCCCGGUACGAGUUUUCUACUCGAAGGCGUUUGCCUGGCUCGGCCGCUGCUCCCUGGAGACUUUUACACUUCAGUUCCACAUAUUCCUCGCCUCCGACACCAAGGGCAUCCUUCUCCUAGAUGGUCUGACGGGCGACGGCAGUCUUGCAGCGGACAGGUGGCGACACUUGGUCGUCAUUGUUCCGUUCUUUCUCUGGCUCAGCCACACGACGGCAGAGGCCACCGGGCACCUGACCAAGCUCCUCACGAGCACAUCUGCUGAACAGGACAAGCCCGAAGGUGCCAGCGACUCCGAAUCACUCCUGCCAGGGCCCGCCAGCCUGGGGCAGCUCAAGGUCCUGCCGAUAUUAGGACAAUUGAUGCCCAGAGCGGUGCUCAAUGACCUGAGGGUCCGGAUGACGGUGCUGCUGGUGUUGAUGUGGCUUCUGAACCUGCUGUACUGA